Folsomia candida is the source of this 3435-nucleotide messenger RNA. RefSeq names its product coatomer subunit beta (gene betaCOP). The transcript is spliced from 16 exons. NCBI's taxonomy places the organism in Eukaryota, Metazoa, Arthropoda, Collembola, Entomobryomorpha, Isotomidae. The record is from RefSeq and is a predicted model, not a curated record. Gene Ontology annotation, cellular component: COPI vesicle coat; cytoplasm. Gene Ontology annotation, biological process: endoplasmic reticulum to Golgi vesicle-mediated transport; intracellular protein transport; intra-Golgi vesicle-mediated transport. Gene Ontology annotation, molecular function: structural molecule activity. Bases 206 to 3184 code for a protein of 992 amino acids.
GUGUACCCGCUUUGGCCACGUUCGACUAAAGUUUGGCUCAAGUGUGAACUCACAAGUCGGAAGUUAUUUUUUUGAUUUUGAAAUUUUCAGUAAUUGUGGAAUAGCUAAGUAAUUUUAACCAAACAAAUUCCGUUGCGAGGAGGUAAGGAGCACCGUCGUCUGAUUGGGGUUCUGCAAGAGACAAGUGCAAGUAAAUCUUGUCAUUAUGAAGGAUCGCUCAGGUGUUGGCGUAGAAGCGCCGUGUUACACCCUCAUCAAUUUUCCAAGCGAUGUGGAACAACCGUCCGAGUUGAUGUUGAGAUCAGAACUAGAAAAGGGCGACUUAAAAGCAAAGACGGAAGCAUUAAAGAAAGUUAUCUUUAUGAUUUUGAACGGUGAGAGAUUACCCAGUCUGCUUAUGACAGUUAUUAGAUUCUGUCUCCCACUUCAGGAUCACAUGGUCAAGAAAUUGCUCUUGAUUUAUUGGGAAAUCGUUCCGAAAACGUCUCCGGAUGGGAAGCUUCUCCACGAAAUGAUCCUCGUGUGUGACGCCUAUCGCAAGGAUCUUCAACACCCAAACGAAUUUAUUCGAGGAUCAACCCUUAGAUUUCUGUGCAAGUUGAGGGAACCAGAAUUGCUGGAACCUCUUAUGCCAGCAAUCAGAAUGUGUUUGGAACACAGACAUGCGUAUGUCAGGAGGAAUGCCGUUCUGGCCAUUUUCACCAUCUACAAGAAUUUUGAAAUGUUAAUUCCCGAUGCACCAGAAGUUGUUUCAAACUUUUUGGAAGUGGAACAAGACAUGGCGUGUAGGAGAAAUGCAUUCCUUAUGCUACUCCAAGUGGACCAGAAACGUGCUCUUGAGUACUUGACGGCAUGCUUAGAACAAAUUGGUACCUUUGGGGAUAUCUUACAACUUGUUAUUGUUGAACUAAUUUAUAAAGUCUGCCAUCACAACCCUAGUGAACGGACUCGGUUCAUUAGAUGUAUUUACAAUUUGUUAAAUUCUAAUAGUUCAGCCGUGCGGUACGAAUCUGCCGGAACUUUGGUUACUCUAUCCACUGCACCCUCUGCAAUUAAGGCUGCCGCAACUUGCUAUAUAGAAUUGAUCGUUAAAGAGAGCGAUAACAACGUGAAGCUGAUUGUUCUCGAACGUCUUGCCCAACUCAAGGAGACUUCAACGAAUGAGAAAGUUAUGGAAGACUUGGUCAUGGAUAUUUUACGGAUCCUCUCCGCCCCUGACUUGGAAGUGAGGAAGAAAACGUUGAAUCUCGUCUUGGAGCUGCUCACGUCGCGAACUGUAUCCGAAACAGUAAUGUUUCUCCGAAAAGAAGUUGCCCGCACUCACAACUCCGUGGAACACGACGAUACCGGAAAAUAUCGACAACUUCUUGUUAGAACUUUGCAUCAGUGUUGCGUCAAGUUCCCUGAUGUUGCUCCCUCCAUAAUUCCCGUCCUAGCAGAAUUCCUCUCUGACUCCAAUGAACUUGCAGCCUCCGAUGUGCUCCUAUUUAUGCGCGAGGCCGCCCAAAAGUUUCCACACUUGACGCCCACCAUUACAGAAAAACUGUUGGAAAUAUUCCCGCAAGUUCAAUCCGCCAAAGUGAUGCGUUUCACAGUGUGGAUUUUGGGAGAGUUUGUGAACACCAAGGAAGACAUUGAAAGUGUAAUAGGGCAAAUUAGGACCUGUUUAGGCGAGCUCCCACUUUAUGAGUCUGAAAUGAAAAAGGCUGCUGGUCUCGAAACGGAUGAAGAGAAAGAGAACAGAGAGUCGUCUGAAAGUAAACCUGCUGGUUCAGGAGAAAAGUCUUCCAGUCGACUUGUAACAUCUGAUGGAACAUACGCGAGUCAAUCAGCAUUUUCUAUGACACAAACUAAAAAGACGGUUAAUAUCCCCUCACUCCGUAAAUAUCUCAUCGACGGAGAUUUUUUCAUUGGUGCCUCACUCGCUUCAUGUCUUGCAAAAAUGGUGCGACGUCUCUGUCUCCAAAGAAGAACGACCACCGAGGACCGUCAUAAAUUCGUGGCGGAGACCGUGUUUAUUAUGACAUCCAUUCUCCGUUACGGAGUUUCAACCCUCCCAGCAAAGAAGAUCACUGCCGACGAUACAGACCGUAUCCUCCUCUGCAUCAGGGUUCUCGUAGAAGACAAUGAACGAUUAAACAAAGCUUUCGUUGAAGAUUGUGGCAAAGCGUUGGCCUACAUGCUUCACGAGCAGGCCGAGUUUGAAGCAAUCCACAAAAAGAAAAAGAAGGACGUCAUAGUCCAGCCAGAUGAACCAAUCUUGUUCAACCAACUCGUCUCCAAAAAUGAUAUUGUGAAUGGUGAAGACGUCUUUGAAACUAGCUUAAGCCAGGCGGUUGGAUUCAACCCGAAAAAGUCUGAUGGUGGUGACUUUUCAUCUUCUAAGCUUAGCAAAGUUACACAGCUUACUGGAUUCUCUGAUCCGGUUUAUGCCGAAGCGUAUAUCAAUGUGAAUCAGUUUGACAUUGUCUUGGACGUGCUAUUGGUCAACCAAACUGAUGACACUCUGCAAAACUGUACUCUCGAAUUAGCAACCUUGGGUGAUUUAAAACUUGUCGAGCGUCCUACUCCCAUUGUCCUUGGGCCACAGGAUUUUACCAAUAUUCGUGCCAGCAUUAAAGUUGCUUCCACAGAAAAUGGAGUCAUUUUCGGAAACAUUGUUUAUGACGUUGGUGGUGCAGCAUCUGAUCGAAACGUCGUUGUUAUGAGUGACAUCCACAUCGACAUUAUGGAUUACAUUUUACCUGCAUCAUGCACAGAUGCCGAGUUUAGAGCGAUGUGGGCAGAGUUUGAAUGGGAAAACAAGGUUGGAGUUAACACGAGCAUAACCGACCUUCACCAGUAUCUUCAACACUUGCUCAAGUCGACAAAUAUGCAGUGCUUAACCCCAGAGAAGGCACUUCUCGGUGAUUGCGGGUUCAUGGCCGCAACUCUCUACGCCAAAUCAAUCUUUGGAGAGGAUGCUCUUGCCAACCUGAGCAUUGAGAAGCCUAUCGAUAAUCCAAACUCUGCUGUGACAGGUCACAUCAGAAUUAGAGCAAAAAGUCAGGGGAUGGCACUCAGUCUCGGUGAUAAGAUUAACGUAUCCCAAAAACGUUCCUUAAAUCAAUCCAAUCGUGGAGCACAUUCCAAUGCUCAGCAAGCAGCUUCAGGAGAAAAUGCAGAGGAGAAUGAUUCAUCAUAGUUUACAUAACUUGCCUUUGAAAAAUGUUAUUAGUUUUUAAUCAAGUAUUUAUUUAUAUUGCUGGAAAAAUCACUGUAUUAUAUCAACAAAAUCUGGGUUAUAUACGGCUGUAAUGACACUAUAUAAGAAUAAUUCUAAAUUAUUGUAAUAUGCACGUCAUUGUUCCCAAGUCAGUCUGGAAUUGUGCAACUUUUAGAAAUUAAUAAAUGCGGUGGUUCACUUUCUACCAAAUAAAACUAUAUAUGUACUUA